CCUCCUCAUUGUCGUCGGACACGUUAGACUCAGCCAUGAUGGCCAGGGUCGAGAUGACAUCCAUGCAGCCUUCGGGUGUGUGUGUGGUUCGAGUGAUGUACAUGUACUCACAACUGUACCGAGGGGACGUCCCGUGUACGUUGGGAGAGGAGUCGUCCUAUUGGGACUUUGACGCGCAGUCCACGCCUCCACACCUGUUUCCCAACCACGCAAGGCGGACGGCCAUGUUAUUCCUACCUUCAGCCCGUCAGCGGGUGCGCGAGUUCGUCCAGCAGACUGUCCUCGACAUGCUUGCCAACAACGACCGUCCUAGUUGAAGUACGAAUGAAACGUUUUAUCCGGAUAUUUACCGGAUAAUAUUACCGGAUCUUACUUCGUCC
Molecule: messenger RNA, 380 nt
Organism: Aphanomyces astaci
Lineage: Eukaryota; Oomycota; Saprolegniomycetes; Saprolegniales; Verrucalvaceae
Exons: 1
Source: RefSeq, a predicted model, not a curated record